Molecule: messenger RNA, 1795 nt
Organism: Ceratina calcarata
Lineage: Eukaryota; Metazoa; Arthropoda; Insecta; Hymenoptera; Apidae
Product: transmembrane inner ear expressed protein
Exons: 2
Coding region: 1035-1547 (170 amino acids)
Source: RefSeq, a predicted model, not a curated record
AGUCUUACUCAUCGUCUUUGAACAGUACAAUGUUCUUUAGAAAAGUCUAUAACCGCUGUAAUGAAUACACAUAGUUAAAAAUGUGUGUGCUUGCAGCGGAGAAAAGAAGCGCAUGAUUAAGAAACCAUUUUAUAUCGAAAUUCUUCAAAGUAAUACAUUGCAAGAGUUCAUAAUAAAGUCUUCAAAGGAAUGAAGGAAAUAGCUUGUUGAAUAACGUUUAAUAAAAUAUCUUCCGUUUACGUAAGAAAAAAUGUGAUGUUAACACAACCAAUUUAUUUUAAAAGAUGUUUCACGUUUAAUAAUUUAACAGAACUGUAAAAUAGAGUAUUGUAAACUCCACGUACAACGAAAAUGUUUUAAAAUAAGAGGAGACGUGGACGUUAUAAAGUAAUAUACUUAUCAUUCGUAUGUUCAACGAACAUAGGACAGUCUUUUUUGAUAAAUUACUUUUAUUGUCUAUAUUUCAUUAUCUCUCUUAUCAACUUAUAAUUAUUGUAAGAUAAUAAAAAGUAUUAAUUCUAUGUGGCGAGUGAGAUAAAUUAUGGAAACCUUUGUUUAUAUCAAAUUAGGAUCUUACAAGUCUUACAGUUUGUAUCGAUUCGUAAUUAGUAAAUAGAUCCAAAAAAUGGAGAAUGAGAUUGAGGUGUGGCACAUGGGUGUUCAUUAGUAGCCACACCUUUUUACUUAACGAAAGCUGCUACCACAGUUAGUGUGUCUGAAUUUCAGUUAGAAGCACUUUUUGACAUGACACAAAGUGUUUAAAUACUUGCAUUAAUUUUUGUUACUUUCGACAUUAACGCAGAUUUUGUAAGUAUUUUCAUAAUUCUCACAACAGAUAUAAAUUUUCAAACGAGAUGCUUAUGUUUUCUAAAGAAAUCUGCAUUAUGCUCGUAUAAUUGAUUUGUUUUGUUUAAUUAGGAAAAGAAUACCUGUUAUAACAGUAUAUCGAAUGAAUAAUAACGACAAGACUAUUGAUUAUUAAAGAUGAUUGAAAUACUUUUCAGCUAUUAACUAAAGGAGGAGGAAUUAAACAAAUGGACGAAACCACGAUUUCAUCGAUAUUAUCUUCGUCGUUCUCGCCUUGUUCGCCUAACGAAAUAGCUAAAGGACAUGGGGACAGCGUCGAAGAAGUAGUCGAGGAAUGGUUGGAGGACGAAGCGUUGCCAGGAUUUCGCGUUUGGCAACUGGCAGGCAUAAUUAUUUCUAUUCUGCUUAGCGUAUUGAUCGGCCUCUGUUGUUGCAUCCGAUUUCGUGUACCGCGGACUAAACAGGAAAUAGAAGCAGAUUAUAUUCGCAAAAGGCUAACGAAGAAUUUCAGACGCGAGCUGUCCAAGAUUAGUAACAUGGAGAUGGAUGAGAUGGAUUUAAAGAAAGCGUUAAGCAAAAUUCAAAGUAACUUUGACAUGGAAAUCCAUCGGCUACAGAAGGAUCAUCAGAAACUGGCGCGUAAGGGCGUACAACAGGGAUUGAGAUCAAGAUUCAACGCGAUGUUUGGCGGGAUUCAUUUUGCGAGACAAGAUCUUCCCAGUGAUACGCGUAUAAUUUAAUCAAUUUAACAAAUAUUCUAGUUGUUGUUCUUAAAACGAUGGUACAGGAAGUAUUGUAAUGAUUGAGUAACUAUUUGGAGAUCUUCACAGACAUAACAUUUAUUGAACAAAAUAAGUGAAUUCUAUACAGCGUUAAUUGACUAAAUAUAAUCUUUAUUGGAUGACCGUAAUACAGAAAUUAACUUUUAUCUUACAUGCAACGAUGAUCUAUUAGCAAAAGAUAAAUACAUUUGGAGAAAAGCACUUAA